Molecule: messenger RNA, 945 nt
Organism: Corylus avellana
Lineage: Eukaryota; Viridiplantae; Streptophyta; Magnoliopsida; Fagales; Betulaceae
Source: RefSeq, a predicted model, not a curated record
UCAUGUCACGCUUCGAAUCAAAGCCAUACCACUUGACAAAUUUUCUCGGGAAAAUUUUUGCGAGCCGAGGAGAGAAGGUGUGGGCGAAUUUUCUUCUGACGAAAGAUGCAUUCUUUAAGUAUUAAGGUUUUCACGGAUUUCAAUACGGGGAAUACGAGGCGGUUGCCUGGCCGGGGAAGCUCCGGGUUCGCUGAGAUCGAGGAGUGCACGAGAAGGCAAUGGCUGAAUUGCAGGGAUUUCGGGAGGAAUUGUAGGAUUGUGGCGUGUGCUUCGCAGCGAAACGGUAAUGGUAGCGGAGCGGGUCCGAGCUCGAGUCCGAGUUCGAGUUCAAGUUCGUUCUUGUCUCGGAGUCGAACCUACGCUCUGUUAAAGCAGCAAAUGGAGGUCGCCGCCAAAUCGGAGGAUUACAAAGAAGCCGCAAGGAUACGUGAUUCGUUGAAAUUAUUUGAAGAAGAAGAGCCGGUUUUGCGGUUGCGGAGAUUGAUGAAGGAGGCAAUUGCUGAGGAGAGGUUUGAGGACGCAGCUAAAUAUCGUGAUGAAUUGAAGGAAAUCGCACCACAUUAUCUCUUAACAUGUGCAAGUGAUGCAACGACCUUUGGGAUCAGGGUUCAAGUCAGGAGUGUUUACAUAGAGGGCCGAAGUCAACCUUCGAAGGGGCUGUGCUUCUUCGCAUAUAGAAUAAGAAUUACCAAUAAUUCAGACCGCCCUGUUCAGCUUCUCAGAAGACAUUGGAUUAUUACUGAUGCCAAUGGAAAAGUUGAGAAUGUCUGGGGUAGUGGAGUUAUUGGUGAGCAGCCUGUUAUACUUCCUGGGACAGGUUUUGAAUACUCAUCUGCAUGCCCUUUGAGCACUCCCAAUGGCAGAAUGGUAAGAUGGGAUAGUUUUGAUAGAAAACUACUCAUAUCCCCAGCUAGGGGUGAGUAUUGGUUCGGUCGAUAUCGAUAA